Musca domestica (house fly) is the source of this 1827-nucleotide messenger RNA. Its product is annotated as cytochrome P450 4g1-like. The transcript is spliced from 4 exons. The record is from RefSeq and is a predicted model, not a curated record. Lineage: Eukaryota; Metazoa; Arthropoda; Insecta; Diptera; Muscidae. Gene Ontology annotation, molecular function: oxidoreductase activity, acting on paired donors, with incorporation or reduction of molecular oxygen; heme binding; iron ion binding. Bases 86 to 1771 code for a protein of 561 amino acids.
AGCGACAUCGAAAUAGAUUAAUCCAGUCAUUUUUUUAGAAUUGUGAUAAUUUUCAUAUUUGCGGAAUUGCAUUAACCGCAAAAAUAUGUCAGUGGAGUCCUUGACACUUGAAAAUGUGGAUAAAGUUCCAGAAUUCGACUCCUUGCCGGAGACAAUUUCAACAUUUAAUCCUUUGUGGACACUCGUAAUAGGUGUCGCGAUAAUAGCAAUGCUAUAUGAAAUAUGGCUGAGGAAUACUCGUGAAUACCGGUUAACGGCAAAUAUGCCAACGCCAUCAAAGUUACCGAUUCUUGGACAUGCUCAUUUUGUUUUAAAUUUAAAUAAUGCUGAAAUCAUGGCCAAGGCCAUCGAAUACAUUGACACCCCGGGAGGUGUGCUACGUAUCUAUUUGGGUCCCGUACUUAUUGUGGCGUUAUGGAAUCCAGCGGAUAUUGAAAUUGUGCUCAGUUCUAGCAGUCAUUUGGAAAAAUCUUACGAAUAUAAAUAUUUCAAGCCAUGGUUUGGUGAUGGUCUACUCAUCUCCAAGGGACAUCAUUGGCAACAUCAUCGGCGAAUGAUUGCGCCCACCUUCCAUCAGAGUAUUUUGAAAAGUUUCAUCCCCACAUUUGUCCAACAUUCGAAGAGUUUGGUGCAUCGCAUGUCCUUAGAAGCGGGCAAGGAAUUCGAUGCCCAUAAGUAUAUGUCCCAGGUGACGGUGGAAAUUUUACUCGCCACUGUUAUGGGAGUGAAAAAAUUGCCCGAACCAAAUAAAUGUCUGGAAUAUGCCAAUGCUGUGUUGGAAAUGUGUGAUGUGAUACACAAACGUCAGUUGAAGGUAUUUUAUCGUCUCGAUGCCAUGUUUAAAUUUUCGAAACUUCAUGAGAAGGGUCAUAAAAUGUUGACCACAAUUUUGGAUAUGACACGCAGAGUGGUGGAGGAACGUCAAAUGAAUUUCAAUGCUGAUUCGAGGGCAAUUUUCGAAAAUGAUGCAGAGGUUGCCAAGCGUAAGGAAGAAACAAUAAAAGCCGAAGGAUUGCGAGAUGAUUUGGAUGACAUCGAUGAAAAUGAUGUGGGUGCCAAGAAGAGAUUGGCUUUAUUGGAUGCCAUGAUGGAAAUGACCAAAAAUCCUGAAAUCGAAUGGACCGAAAAGGAUAUUAUCGAUGAGGUCAAUACAAUUAUGUUUGAGGGUCAUGACACCACAUCGGCUGCCUCCAGUUUUGUUCUUUGCAUAUUGGGCAAUUACCAAGACAUACAAGAGAAGGUGUUGGCCGAACAGCGAGCCAUUUUUGGUGAUGACUUCAUGCGUGAUUGUACCUUUUCCGAUACCUUGGAAAUGAAAUAUUUAGAGCGUGUAAUAAUGGAAACCCUGCGACUGUAUCCACCAGUACCCCUCAUAGCACGUCGUGCUGAAUAUGACAUCAAGUUGGCAUCUGGACCAUAUUCAAUACCCAAAGGCACCACCAUAGCAGUAAUGCAAUAUGCCGUACAUCGUGAUCCGAAAUCAUUCCCAAAUCCCGAUACAUUUGAUCCUGAUAACUUUCUGCCCGAACGUAUGGCCAAGAGGCAUUAUUACAGUUUUAUACCCUUCAGUGCUGGACCGCGCAGUUGUGUGGGUCGUAAAUUUGCCAUGUUGAAGUUGAAAGUGUUACUCUCGACCAUAUUGAGGAAUUUCGAAGUCAAGUGUAAGCUAAAGGAGAAAGAUUUCCGUAUGCAGGGUGAUAUUAUAUUGAAAAUGGCAGAUGGUUUUAAUAUAAUGCUGGAACCACGAGCCGAGGCUAAGAAGGUGUUAUAAGUAAGGGGAAACGAGAUAAGGGGUGGGGAAAAUAAAUUAGAGAAUACUAAUACAAA